AAUCUAACUUUAAAAUUUUAACUGUAACUGUAGCGAGGCGGAAGUUUUGUAAACAGAAGGGGAAUGAUCGCCUCAGAGAGAAGAGGUUGAUAUGUAAUGCUCUUUUCAAAAAAGCUUAAUGUUUCGUUUUCAAUUAUGUUUCUUGUUACGUUUUGUGUUAAAUAUUAAAUGUUUUAAAAAGAAAUAGUUAAUUCCUUUAAUGGCAGAACUUGUUACUUUUUAUUAUUGACAUCUUUUUAUUUUUACAAGAGUAGCGAUCCUUUUUAAAGCGAAAGAAAAGCUUUCCAUCUUCUCACCGGGAAAAUUGAAGAACAACAGAAAUUGCAGGUAAGGUAAUUUUACCUUUACCUUUAAUUAAGAAUUAUUAUUGAAUUUGUUUGAGUUGAUUGAUAAAUAAUUUUUUACAUGGCAUCCCCGCUGGGACUGAGAAGACCGAUUAGUUUUUCUUAAAAGAUCGUGUAUUUAUCGAAUUGAUAUAUAAUUUAAAAAGAUGUCGGCAGAUGAGAAAAUUAAACAGUUAAAAAGAAAACGAGGUUCCUUAAGAACAAGCGUAACAAAUACACUGACUAAAUUAGAUGCAGAACUUUCGAAAACGGAAGAUAUAAAUGUCAGUGUAAUCGAAGAAAUAAUCGAAACAUUAACAAACAAAUUUGAUUCUUUGAGUUCUGUUGAUAAAGAACUAGAACCACUCUUCAACGAUGAUGAAUAUCAAUCAGAAUUUGAAAAAACAGAAGAGUAUCAAGAUAAGGUAGUUAUUUCUAAACUAAGAGCAAAAAAGAAAAUAAAUGAAAUGCAAACGUCAGUAAAGAGUAUGGAAAGCGAAAAUAUAACCUUACAACGUUCAAUAAAUAAAACAGAAAUAAACGAAUCAGCAGCAGAAAAGGUGCGCAUUCAACUCCCGAAACUGAGUAUCGCGAAAUUUUAUGGUGAUGUCAGCCAAUGGCUAACCUUUUGGAAUAGUUUUGAAACAGCGAUACACAAUAAUGAAUUAUUAGAUAAAGUGGACAAAUUUAACUAUUUGAAGGCGCAUUUAGGUGGGUCUGCUUUAAAUACGGUUGAGGGUUUUUCAAUUUCAAACGCAUCAUAUGAUUCCGCAAUUGAAUUAUUAAAAGAUAGAUUUGCUAAGAAAGAUUUACUUAUUCACACACAUAUGAGCGCUAUUUUAAAUAUGCAACCGUUGAAAAGUUCAAACGAUAUUCGCGCGUUUAGAAAAUUUUAUGAUAAUUGCAUGACACAUAUACGCAGUUUAGAAUCAUUAGAAUUAAAACCGGAAAAUUAUGGAAGUGUAUUGUGUCCUAUGUUGCUUAAAAUAUUACCCCCAGAUUUAGUAUUAGAGUAUAAUAAAAUCGAAAAUGAAAAUGUAUAUUCAGAUAUAAAAGAGCUUUUAAAUUUUCUUUCGAAAGCAUUAAGUUGUAGAGAACGCUCAAUUCAGAUGAGUGCAGUAAGUGACCUUGGAAAUAAAUAUCAAGUGGAUCGGAGAAAUCCGAGACACAUCAGUCGGCACCAUAAUGAAGAAAUAAAUUUCUCCCCCUCUAGUAGAAAGUUAAAUAUUCAAUCACGUGAAAAUGAGAAGCCGAAAUAUACGGCAACAGAUUUAUUGAGCUCUGAGAUGAAACAGAACAGGAAUAAAAAAUCUUUCUGCGUUUUUUGUGAGGAACCGCAUGAUUCAGCGAGUUGUAAAUUAGCAAUGAGUUUAUCGUUAGAAGAAAAAAAGAAUAUUUUGAAAAAAAGACGAGCUUGCUUUCGCUGUUUAAUUAUGAAUCAUAGGGCGGAUCAGUGUUAUUCAAAAAUUGUUUGCACAUUUUGUUCGAAGCGCCAUGCAUCAAUAAUGUGUUAUUUAAAUCAUGAUUUAAAAGGGAAUGAAUCCGAUAAUUCUGAUAAUAGUAAUAAACUUGUUGAAAGUAGUGUUUUAACUAAUAAUUGUUGUUCUAAUGAAGUUUAUUUACAAACUUUAAUUGUAUAUGUUCAUGGUCAGAAUUCUAAAAAUUUAGUAAGAAUAAUUAUUGAUUUGGGUAGUCAAAGAUCAUAUUGUAGUAAAUUUAUUGCUAAAACAAUGGGUUUAAAUUGCAUUGGGGAGGAAACUGUCACCCACGGACUUUUUGGAGGUAUUGAAAAUACUGAACAACAUAAGCGGUAUAGUGUUAAGCUAACUAGCCUGGAUGAGAAAUUCAGCUGUGAAUUUGACGUGAUGGAUCAGAAGCAGAUUUGUGCUCCUAUUCCUAAAAUAAGUGAUUCCAACUGUAAACGUGAAUUAAAAGGUAUGGGUAUUUUUGCAAGUGAUAUCGAAUUAAAAGGGAAUUCUUGUUUGUAUGAAAAAAACCCAAAUGAAAUUCACAUACUUAUUGGGGCAGAUCUUGCAAGUAUCUUGCUAACGGGGAAUAUUAAACAUCUAUCAGGAGGGUUAGUAGCUGCGAAUACGCGUCUUGGGUGGACAGUGCUGGGAAAAUCUGUACGAGAAAACGCAUUUAAUACUCCUCAGUUAUUAUUAACUUUACAUGUAGAUUAUGCUAAAAUAUCGGAUCUCUGGGAGUUAGAUUCUUUAGGAAUUCACGAUAUGAGUGAAAAACAAACAAAAACAGAAACACAAGAAAUUGUUCUAAAGCAUUUCCAAGAAACAUUAACCAGAGAUCAAAGCGGUAGGUAUCAGGUUUGUUUACCUUGGUUGGAGGGUCGUGUAACAUUGUCGGAUCAUAAAGAAUUGGCCAAGAAAAGGCUUAGCAAUACCGUGCAAUCGCUUAAUUCUAGUAAUAUGUUAAAGGCGUAUCAAGAUGUAUUUGAUGAGUGGGAAAAAGAAGGCAUUAUAGAGCAGGUUUUGUCAGAUCAUAACAACAUAAAUAAAGCAGAGACCACUGAGCACUUCUUACCUCAUAGACCAGUCAUCAAAGAGAAUUCAACGACUAAAAUUCGUCCCGUGUUUGAUGGGUCAGCUAAAACUCGUAAUUCUUUAUCGUUAAAUGAGUGUAUUGAAAAAGGGCCAAAUUUGAUAGAGCUAAUACCAUCAGUUUUAAAUCGUUUUAGAUGGGGUAAAAUCGGUGUUAUAGCCGAUAUUCGCAAAGCCUUUUUACAAAUAAGCCUGCAAGAAAGUGAUAGGAAUUUUUUGAAGUUUUUAUGGUGGAGAGACGGUGACCCUCGCAAAUUAAUUACUUACAGGCACUGUCGCGUUGUUUUUGGUGUUUCGUGCAGCCCUUUUCUGCUAGCUGCCGUUUUAAACCACCAUUUGGAAAACGUACCAGAAAACUUAAAGCAUUUGGCUAAGAAACUAAAAGACUCCAUGUACGUGGACAAUUGUGUAGCAAGUGUUGAUUCUGUUGCAGAACUAGAAUAUUUUCGAUCAGAAUCUCAAAAACUGCUAGCAUCUGCAAAAUUUGACUUGCGUGGCUGGAUACAUAAUGCACACACUUCAGAGAAUAAAGUUGAGGAAAAUUUACAGAUUGCGAAUUCCGAAAACUUUAAAGUCCCAGUUUUAGGGCUUUUGUGGAACUUUAAGAACGAUACGUUGUCUUGCGAUAUUAACGAUAUCAGUAUCGAUGAUAAAAGCAUAACUAAGAGAAAAAUAUUAUCAUUGGCACAUAAGAUAUUUGACCCUAUUGGGUUCACGUGCCCAGUGACUCUAAUACCGAAACUACUUCUCCAAGAUUGUUGGAAAGCUCAAGUCUCUUGGGAUGCUGAACUGCCGAAAGAUAUCGUUCAAAAGUUUAAUAAUUGGAGAAACCAAAUCUCAGAUUUGAAAGACAUUGAAAUUCCUCGAAAUUACUCAUGCUUGGAUUUGAAUGACGCAAAAUUGACUUUGCAUGUUUUUUGCGACGCAUCCAAACUUUCUUAUGCUACUGGAAUUUUCUUGAGAGCAGAACGGGGAAAUGAAGUGACUUGUCAGUUACUACAAGCUAGAUCACGAGUGGCACCAUUAAAGAAUGUGUCUAUCCCGAGAUUGGAAUUACUCGCCUGUAACAUCGGAGUGAGACUAGCAACAUCUGUAAAAAAUGAUCUGAACUUGAAGGAUAUCCAGACAUUUUAUUGGUCUGAUUCCAUGGACGCAUUGUAUUGGAUAAAGAAAGAAGGUCCAUGGGUUGUAUUUGUGACCAAUAGGGUAAAAGAAAUAAGAGCUUUGUCCCAAGUUAGUGAAUGGAAUUAUGUUCCAGGAAUUCAAAACCCGGCCGAUUUACCUUCUAGGGGGUGUUCGGUGAAGACGCUUAUCAAGGGAAAAUGGUGGCAGGGGCCACCAUGGCUGAAAGACUCUAGAGACCGCUGGCCUAAUUACAAAUUGAUUCCAGAUGAAAAGGUGAUAAACUCUGAGAAGAAGAAAAUUGUCGUGUCUUCCUUGAAUAAAGAAAAUGACGAAUACUAUCAUCGCAUUUCUUCGUACAAAAGAAUAAUAAGAAUCACCGGUUGGAUUUUAAGAUUUUCCAGAAAUGCUAAGACGCCUAGUGAUAAAAGAUCUGGACAACUAUGUGCUGAGGAACUGAAGAAGGCCGAGCUGAAAAUUCUAAAGAAAGUCCAGGAUGAAGAAUUCUUUGGAGGAACAGAAAACCAAUUGAAGUCUCUAAAAAUUAUAACAGACAAUGAUGGUCUCCUAAGGGUUAAAACCAAAGUUUUCAUGAGAAUAGAUGAAGAGGAUUUUAGACUUCCACUACUUUUACCAUCAAAUCAUCACGUGGUAAAAAGUCUAAUAAUCAGUAAACAUCAAGAGUUAGGACAUGCCGGAGUACCAUUUUUAAUGACUGCCUUAAGAGAAAAUUAUUGGAUCUUAAAGAGUAGAAGAACCAUAAAGAAAGCCAUAAAGAUGUGCGUUGUAUGCCAAAGGUUCAAUUCAAGACCAGCUAGUAUUCCUGAAGGACCAUUACCGGAAGAUCGAGUAAAGGAAGCGUCUGUUUUUGAGAUAAUUGGUUUAGAUGUGGCAGGUCCUUUGUACCUUAAAGAAAGACAAAAGGUGUGGAUACUUCUAAUAACAUGUGCUAUCUACCGAGCAGUUCAUUUGGAACUUUUGACUGCAUUAUCCACUGACAACUUCUUAUUGGCUCUAAGAAGGUUCAUUUCACGACGCGGAAGACCUUCGAAGAUCUAUUCGGAUAAUGGGACUAACUUCGUCGGAUUUGAAAAACUGCUGAGAAAUGUUGAUCUCGAGAGAUUGAAAGGUGAAAUCGCUCCCAUCACUUGGAAAUUUAUACCACCUUCAGCUCCAUGGUGGGGUGGUUUCUGGGAACGUUUAGUAGGUCUUAUGAAGCAGAUUUUGAGAAAAGUGCUGGGAAGAACUUCGCUAAGUUAUGAGGAAAUGGCUACUGUUUUGUGCGAAUGUGAGUGUCUUCUCAAUUCAAGACCACUUACCCAUGUUUCUGAUGAUGCAAAUGACUUGAAUCCAAUUACACCAGCAAUGUUUUUGCAAGAAAACAAAAGUAAUGAUGUUACAGAUCUUGACCAAUGCAGCCAAACAGAUGGAAAAAGUUUAAAUAAACGUUUGGCAUACCGGUUAAGAAUUUUAAAAGAUCUACGUUCGAGAUUUCGUGUGGAUUACCUAGGACAACUACGAGAAAGUUACAGAAAGAAAAAUAACGUCCCUGUUCCUAAAGUAGGUGACAUAGUACUCGUAUGGAGUGACAACAUCAAGAGACUUAACUGGCCGAUGGCACGAAUUUUGGAAACAUAUCCCAGUCAAGAUGGACUUGUUCGUUUAGCGAAAAUAAAGACAAAAUCUGGUGUCUUUAUUCGCCCUGUUCAGAAACUGUGCCCUAUGGAACUGGAUAGUUGUGAUGUUAUUGCCAAUAAUACUCCGAAUGAUUGUGUCAACCCUAACCCUUCAGUGACUGAUAACUGCAGAAAAACUGAUUCUGUGACCACUCGAGCUGGUAGGGUUGUGAGAGUGCCUCAACGUUUUAGACAGUAAUAUUUUGAGUUUCAGUGAUCGACAUCUCUAAAACUCAAGAGGGGAGUGUUGAGAAACUGUGAUGAACAAUCUAACUUUAAAAUUUUAACUGUAACUGUAGCGAGGCGGAAGUUUUGUAAACAGAAGGGGAAUGAUCGCCUCGAAGAG
This is a messenger RNA of Parasteatoda tepidariorum (common house spider), 6025 nucleotides long. RefSeq lists its product as uncharacterized. Gene Ontology annotation, biological process: DNA integration. NCBI's taxonomy places the organism in Eukaryota, Metazoa, Arthropoda, Arachnida, Araneae, Theridiidae. The record is from RefSeq and is a predicted model, not a curated record. Gene Ontology annotation, molecular function: nucleic acid binding.